Messenger RNA from Hyaena hyaena (striped hyena), 1515 nucleotides. RefSeq names its product cytochrome P450 3A12-like. The coding region runs from base 16 to 1188 and encodes 390 amino acids. The record is from RefSeq and is a predicted model, not a curated record. Gene Ontology annotation, molecular function: heme binding; iron ion binding; testosterone 6-beta-hydroxylase activity. The transcript is spliced from 9 exons. Lineage: Eukaryota; Metazoa; Chordata; Mammalia; Carnivora; Hyaenidae. Gene Ontology annotation, biological process: steroid metabolic process; oxidative demethylation.
GGUCCAUUGGGACUUAUGAAAAAUGCCAUUACUAUGUCUGAGGAUGAACAAUGGAAGAGAGUACGAACAUUGCUGUCUCCAGCCUUCAGCAGUGGAAAACUCAAGGAGAUGUUCCCCAUCAUUGGCCAGUAUGGAGAUGUGUUGGUGAGGAACCUGAGGAAGGAGGCAGAGAAAGGCAACCCUGUCACCUUGAAGGACAUUUUGGGAGCUUACAGCAUGGAUGUGACUACAAGCACAUUGUUCGGAGUGAACAUUGAUUCCCUCAACAACCCACGAGAUCCCUUUGUGGAAAAUACCAAGAAGCUCUUAAAAUUUGAAUUUGCUGAUCCGUUUUUAUUAGCCUUAGUACUCUUCCCAUUCCUUACCCCAGUUUUUGAAAUAUUAAAUAUCUGGCUGUUUCCAAAAAGGGUUACUGAUUUUUUUACAGAAUCUGUAAAAAGGAUGAAGGAAAGUCGCCUCAAAGAUAAACAAAAGCACCGAGUGGAUUUGCUUCAGCUGAUGAUUAACUCCCAGAAUUCCAAAGAAAUGGACACCCAUAAUGCUCUGUCUGAUCAGGAACUAGUGGCUCAAUCUCUUAUCUUUAUUUUUGCUGGCUAUGAGCCGACUAGCACUUCUCUCUCCUUCCUUGUGUAUGAAUUGGCCACUCACCCUGAUGUCCAGCAGAAACUGCAGGAGGAAAUUGAUGUGACUUUUCCCAACAAGGAACCUCCCACUUACGAUGGACUUGUACAGAUGGAGUAUCUUGAUAUGGUGUUGAAUGAAGCUCUCAGAUUAUACCCAAUCACUGGUAGACUUGAGAGGGUCUGUAAGAAAGAUGUAGAAAUCAGUGGUGUGUUCAUUCCUAAAGGGACAUUGGUGAUGGUGCCAACAUUUAUUCUUCACCGAGACCUGGAUCUCUGGCCAGAGCCUGAGGAGUUCCAUCCUGAAAGGUUCAGCAAGAAGAACAAGGACAGCAUAAAUCCUUAUAUAUACAUGCCUUUUGGAACUGGACCCCGAAACUGCAUUGGCAUGAGGUUCGCGAUCAUGAACAUGAAACUUGCUGUUGUCAGACUCCUGCAGAACUUCUCCUUCAAGCCUUGUAAAGAAACACAGAUCCCCCUCAAAUUAAGUGCUCAAGGGUUUAUUCUACCAGAAAAACCCAUUAUUCUCAAGGUUGAGCCAAGAGAUGAAACUGUGAGUAGAGCCUGACUCUCUAAGGACUUUCCUUUUGUUCUUCAAGAAGCUGUGUCCCAGAACACCAAAGACUUCAAUUUACUUUGUGAGUUCAACCCAGAAAUGAAGGUGGGUUUCAUGUACCACCUGUGAUGGAUGACUAGAGAUUCUGUAGCUUUCUCAGUGUCUGUGUGGAGCAUUAUAUAUUGUGGAAAGCAAAGGAGGUGACUAAUAAGUGCCAUACAUGUAGACUCAGUCUAUAUUGUUCCCAUAGACCACCCCCAGUUAGUACCAUCUAACUCCCCUGAGCACUAAUCAAGAAUAAAAAUUUCUUAACAAUUUUAUCAACAAACUUUCAUGAAA